UUUCAUUAAUUGCUGUAAACAAAAAUUGUAUCUUUUAAUUUUUAUUGCAGAGUACUAAAAACUACCUCAAAAUGUUGCGAAUAUGUUUACUAAGCAUAUUUAUAUUCCUGUUGCAGGGGAAGGAUAUAGAUGCUCAACAUCACUAUGAAUAUGAGCGACAAGUUAAAAACAUUAUUUGGUGCACCAAAUCACUUGAAGAACAAUAUAAAUGUCAAAACCUCACCGUUGCCAUUGAACGUGAUCGAGCUUUAUUUGAUGAUGCGUAUUUAAAUCUCACGUGUUUUUUGGGUUAUAGCGCGGAUGAAUGUAUUCACCAUAUCGAUCAUGAAAAAGCACACGUAACAACACUUGAUGCGGGUGACGUUUUUACAGCUGGUAGAUACAAUUCUUUAGUACCUAUAAUGCAAGAAAAGUUUGCCGGUGGUCUUUCAAAUUAUCACGCUGUCGCUGUUGUCAAAAAAGACACUUUGCAAGAUGUUUACAGUUUAAGAGAUUUGCGAAACAAACGUGCCUGCUUCCCGUGGGUGGGUAGCAUGGCCGGGUGGAUUGUGCCCAUUUAUACGUUGCAACGUGAAGGUGGCAUGGAAGUAGUUGACUGCAACAAUCAAGUCAAAACCGCUGCCAAUUAUUUUAAUAACUCUUGCGCCGUGUACUCAUUGAUCAACAAAUACAAUCCAAUUGGAGACAAUUCUGAUAAACUAUGUACGCUGUGCACAGGUAAAAUACCUGGUGGAAGAUGUUCGGCAAAAGAUCCUUACUUUGGCUACGAUGGUGCUUUCCGUUGUCUCCUCGAAGCUGGUGAAGUGGCUUUUCUACGCGACUCAACAGUCACGGAAAUGCUGCAAACUAACGAAUUCAGUAGUUUAUCACCUGAUCGCUUUGAACUGCUUUGUCGUGAUGGUCGUCGAGUGCCUGUCAGCGAAUACCGCCAAUGCAACUGGGGUGUUAUCCCCUCCGAUGCAGUCGUUACGUCCUCUGCACGAAAUUCAUUCGAACGAAAGAAAUUUCAACAAUUUUUAAGACGUAUAAUUGAACUUUACUCAGAUGCUCUGCGCGAAGAAGCGAACGAGCAAAAUAAACGUUUAAAUGGCGAGGCGGGAAAUAAUUUCAAUUACAAUGUAAACAAUGAUCAAUACGGUAACACUUACGGAGUAAAUAACAAUAAUCCGUAUAAUUCAAAUAAUCCAUACGACACAUCCAAUACAUACAACCGAAACCCUUAUGAUAAUUAUGAUGGUGGUAAUAGCGGUUUUCGCAAUGAUCGUUUGGAUUCAAGUUUCACAACGGAUCGCAAUUAUCCGGAUGGUACGAACGAAACCAUUCUAUAUGAGAAAUUCCGAAUAUUCGAGUCACGUCGUCAUGGCAAAGCAAACCUUAUGUUUCAGGAUUCUGCACGAUCGCUAAUAUUAAUUCCAGAAGAUGAUCAAUCAUUUAGCAAACAUUUGCAAGACACAACCACUUACAUUUAUGGUAUACGUGAUUGUCCAGUACCUAGUAUGACACUGUGUGUAACAUCCGAUCCAGAGCUAGAGAAAUGUAUUAAAAUGAAGAUUGCUUUAAAAGCACAAAUAUUAAAACCUGAACUGAUAUGCAAAAAGGAACAUUCGCACAUUAAUUGCAUGCAAUGGAUCCAAUCCGGAAAAGCUGAUAUCGCCGUAUUUGAUGCAGGCGAUGUAUAUACUGGUGGUUUGAAUUAUGACUUGAUUCCUUUUAUGUCUGAAGUUUACAAUUUGGGCGAACCGGAGUAUUAUGUUGUAGCCGUCGCGAAGGAGGAAGAUCCAGACACUGAACUGACAUAUCUAAAGGGCAAAUAUACAUGUCACACAGGCAUUAACACCGCCGCUGGCUGGACCUAUCCAAUGGCCUUCCUCAUAUCGAACGGUUGGAUACGCCCAUACGGUUGCGAUUCAAUACGUGCUGCUGCUGAAUACUUCACGAAGUCGUGUAUACCUGGCGCUAUCAGUAAUGAAUAUAACACUGGCGUACCCUACGACAGCAUGUGUGAUCUUUGUCAUGGCACCAGCUAUCGUUAUUGUAGACGUGAUGCAUCUGAAGAUUACUAUGGUCAUACCGGUGCAUUCCGUUGUCUAGUUGAGGGUGGAGGACAUGUGGCGUUUAUGAAGCAUACCACUGUUAUGGAAAGUACGGGUGGCAAACGUAAAGAGUGGUGGGCUCGAAAUACACUCAACGAUGAUUUCGAAUUACUUUGUACCGAUGGUACUCGCGCUGAGUUGCAUGACUAUAAAAAAUGUAACUUGGGUAAGGUUAAGGCAAAUGCAAUUGUAACGCGUGGCGGUGUUAACUACAAUGACACCCAAAUUAAUGCAUACAUUAAUUUAUUAACCUACGCCCAACAACUGUACGGUCGCAAAAAUACCGAUACGUUUAGCUUCAGUAUGUUCUCUUCCCCGAUGGGCUUUUACGAUCUAAUCUUCCAAGACGCCACACGCCAACUACGCGUCAUACCACCUAAUCAACGUCGCUACGAUAUCUACUUGGGCAGCAACUUUAUGCGUGCCCGACGUAUCACUGAUUGUUAUGCCGGUGCAGCGCAGUUAAUGGUUUCCGUACCGCUUCUCUUUAUUUUAUAUGCUUUUCUCUUAGGAUUUUGAGAGCAAAUUAUUCCAUCUAUACUUUAGGUAUUUAAAAAUAAUUACUAUUUUUUUAAACAAUAUUACUAAAGUAAUUCCAAAAUAGUUCAAAAAUUGACACUUAUAAAAAUAAAUACCUUAGGUUAAGUAUAAAGAAGGUAUGACUUGUUAAAGCAACAAUCAUAUGUUUUCACGUUUAUAUGUCGUAAUUUCUACAAAACAAUGUACGCAGUGCAUUUUGCAACAUAAGCACAAAGGUAGAUUAUUUUACAUCUACACACUUAUGUAUCUCAAAUAAGCAAAUUGUUGUCCAUAUGUAUUCUCGUAUAGCUCGUAAUCAAAAUAUUUAUACAUUCAUAAUUAAGUGCCUUAUAUUGAAACAUUCCGUCCAAAUUUUUUUAUGUAGAAAUCCGUCCAGUUUUUUAUAUUUAUAACGAAGUAUAUACA
Molecule: messenger RNA, 3038 nt
Organism: Bactrocera latifrons
Lineage: Eukaryota; Metazoa; Arthropoda; Insecta; Diptera; Tephritidae
Gene: Tsf2
Product: melanotransferrin
Exons: 8
Coding region: 72-2612 (846 amino acids)
Biological process (GO): iron ion transport
Cellular component (GO): extracellular region; plasma membrane; early endosome
Source: RefSeq, a predicted model, not a curated record